AUGGCGUCAAUUGCCGAUCUGGUUGACUUUCUUCGCACAGAAUUUUCUUCAUUGGAAGAAAUCACCGAAGAGUAUGCGUCGUCGAGUGUCGAAGGGAAUUACACAGACUUCCCUGCUAUCUCGUCCCUUUUAACCCCAUCGUUCUAUGAAGAUGGUAGUGCUACGUUACGCCUUAGGCAACUGCUCACGAAGUUGGCAAAAUUCGAAGAAGAAUGCGAUGAUCCAGAAGUAUGGGUUGAACUAACAAAUGCCGAUAUAUCCGGCCGACAACUUUGUGUGCUACUUUGGUAUUCUUUGGAAUGGGCUCUCGCUAAAAAUAGUACAUUCGAACUGGUAGAGCGAGGAGCUCUAGCAGCCUGUGCUUACCUUCACCUUGCCAGUAUAAAGGGCUCAAAAGCUUAUCGUAUUUUCAAUCCCUAUCUUUAUCAGAAAUGUCUGCAAGUGUUCCGUUCCUUAUACCGAUGCCUAUCGUUUGACUGUCGUGAAGCUGGUUCACAAGCCAAAGGAAAGGGAAAGUCAAAAAAGAAACAGCAAGAAGAGAUGGACGUUGCAGAAGCUGAAGGGGAAGAAGAAGUUGAUAUUGCCACAACUUUUGAUAAAGAAGAGGUAAAGCAUCUUUUUGAGGAUGCCAGUGAGGCGCUAUUCGUGCUGCUAGGUAAAGUUCCGCUAGCGAGUUAUUUUGAAAUUCCCUUGAUGACGACAAUGCUUGUACGGGAUAUGGCAAGGAUAGACUGCGGUACAGAUACUAAAGUCGAUAUUGUGGAAAAUUCCAAAGAAUUCAAGAAGUUACGCAAGUUGAGCUCUCGCUCUUUCGCUCUGAUGCACCGACUUAUCGAAAGUCGCCAUACCUACGGUGGCUACCUGGUCAUUUCCCGUAUAGUGUAUCCGCGCUUGGCAUUCUGGACCUUUGAGUAUGAUGUGAUCCCAUCAUCACAAGUUAUACCAACGAUGUUCACCACCUGGAGAGAUCUCAUGGUGAAAUUCAUCAAAAUCCGCAUUGAACUCGGCAAUGCUCUAGAGCUGCGCCACAUUUUUGCGGUCAGUGCAUGUUUUUGUAGAGCUUUUCUCUAA
Messenger RNA from Cooperia oncophora, 1071 nucleotides. Lineage: Eukaryota; Metazoa; Nematoda; Chromadorea; Rhabditida; Trichostrongylidae. The record is from the annotation of a GenBank genome assembly.